UUCGUUUAGAAGAAAAGCUAGACGAGGAGAAGCUUUCCUCAUUUCUCCACUAGACUGCAAACACUCAGAAAUGACAUCAGGCAACCCGAAGAACCCUGGAUGACUAAGGUCCUCAGAGUGUGAGAAAACUCUCCCUGCUUCUCUGCCUUUGGUUUUCGGACACAUUUAUGCAGAUGAGCUUGCCAGAGCCGGCUCCCCCGCCUUCUUCCUCAGAGGAAGUUUCUUGGUAGAUCACUGUCACCUCAUCCAGGCGGGCGGGGGCGCGGGGGGCGUGAAAACUUGGCCGCCGCGGGCGCCCUCAGCGCCACGGUGAUUUGUUCUCCUGGUGGAAAGAGCUGGAAGGAAGGAGUCGGCGCGCAAAUAAUGAAGGAGCACGGGGGCACCUUCAGUAGCGCCAGCAUCAGCGGUGGCAGCCGGGACACUGCUAUGGACAGCCUGCAGCCGCUGCAGCCUAACUACAUGUCUGUGUGCUUGUUUGCAGAAGAAUCGUAUCAAAAAUUAGCAAUGGAAACGCUGGAGGAAUUAGACUGGUGCCUCGACCAGCUCGAGACCAUCCAGACCUACCGCUCAGUCAGCGAGAUGGCUUCUAACAAGUUCAAAAGAAUGCUGAACCGGGAGCUGACACACCUCUCAGAGAUGAGCCGAUCAGGGAACCAGGUGUCUGAAUAUAUUUCAAACACCUUCUUAGAUAAGCAGAAUGAUGUGGAAAUCCCAUCUCCCACUCAGAAAGACCGUGAGAAAAAGAAAAAGCAACAGCUCAUGACACAGAUAAGUGGCGUGAAGAAACUGAUGCACAGUUCGAGCUUAAACAAUACAAGCAUCUCACGCUUUGGAGUCAACACAGAAAAUGAAGAUCACCUGGCCAAGGAGCUGGAAGAUCUGAAUAAAUGGGGACUGAAUAUCUUCAAUGUGGCUGGAUAUUCACACAAUAGGCCUUUAACUUGCAUCAUGUAUGCUAUAUUCCAGGAAAGAGACCUCCUAAAGACAUUCAAAAUCUCAUCUGACACAUUUGUGACCUACAUGAUGACUUUGGAAGAUCAUUACCACUCCGAUGUGGCGUAUCAUAAUAGCCUCCAUGCUGCUGAUGUGGCUCAGUCAACACACGUUCUUCUUUCAACACCAGCUUUAGAUGCUGUCUUCACAGACCUAGAGAUUCUGGCUGCCAUUUUUGCAGCUGCCAUCCACGACGUGGAUCACCCUGGAGUCUCCAAUCAGUUCCUCAUCAACACAAAUUCAGAGCUUGCUCUGAUGUAUAAUGAUGAGUCUGUGUUGGAAAACCAUCACCUUGCUGUGGGUUUCAAACUGCUGCAAGAAGAACAUUGUGACAUCUUCCAGAAUCUUACCAAGAAGCAGCGUCAGACACUCAGGAAAAUGGUCAUUGACAUGGUGUUAGCAACUGAUAUGUCCAAACAUAUGAGCCUGUUGGCAGACCUGAAGACAAUGGUAGAAACAAAAAAAGUUACAAGUUCAGGUGUUCUUCUCUUGGACAACUACACUGAUCGUAUACAGGUCCUUCGCAACAUGGUACACUGUGCAGACCUGAGCAACCCCACCAAGUCCUUGGAGCUGUAUCGUCAAUGGACAGACCGCAUCAUGGAAGAAUUUUUCCAACAGGGAGACAAAGAGCGGGAGAGGGGGAUGGAGAUCAGCCCGAUGUGUGAUAAACACACAGCUUCUGUGGAAAAGUCCCAGGUUGGUUUCAUCGACUACAUUGUCCACCCACUGUGGGAGACCUGGGCAGAUCUGGUGCAGCCUGACGCUCAGGACAUCCUGGAUACACUAGAAGAUAACAGGAACUGGUAUCAGAGCAUGAUCCCUCAGAGUCCCUCUCCACCGCUGGACGAGAGGAACAGAGACUGUCAGGGCCUCAUGGAGAAGUUUCAGUUUGAACUGACUCUGGAAGAGGAGGAUUCUGAAGGACCUGAGAAGGAGGGUGAGGGCCACAGUUAUUUCAGCAGCACAAAGACACUUUGUGUGAUUGAUUCAGAAAAUAGGGAUUUGCUGGGAGAGACUGACGUAAACAUUGCGACAGAAGACAAGUCCCCAGUUGACACAUAAUCUCCCUCUUGCUGUGGAGAAGAACAUUCCAUCUUUGACAAGCAUGCCAACUAUGUGGUAGGGUCAGCCUGCCAUGGGGGCCAAGGCCUACACAGGAUAAGGGCCACCUGGCCUUUCAAGUUACUUGAGUUUGGAGACAGAAUGCAAGUUCAUGAAGCAAAUAGCAGCUCAGGAAAUUCCACACUUGACUUGCCUUGCUUGCAAGCAUGGUGGAGAGCUGAAGCUUUAUGUGGUAGUACAGGCCAGUGUUGAUCACAACUAAGAUGGCUUGAAAACGGAAGACACAAAACUGAGAGAUUUUUCUGCACUAAGUUUCAGGAACCUGUCCUUGCUAGUGAGUGAACUUACUAAUAACAUCAUUGAUAAACUUGCUCACCUGUCCCCUUGUCUGCCAACCUGUGUGCCUUUUUUGUAAAGCAUUUUCACGUCUUUAAAAAUGCCUGUUGAAUACCUAGAGUUAAGUAUCGACUUCUACACAGAUAAGAAUUUAAAGUUCACCCAAACUUUUUUGGCUUUCUGGGAGUUAAAAAAAAAAAAAACAGGAAAGGAAACUGUCUUCCUUCUUUCUUGGGCAAUAUCUUUCACGUUGCUACAGUUAAUUGCUAGCAGAGAGAAAGGAUGCACUUCUAACCACAUUGUGUUUCUUUCCCCUGUGGUCCAAUCCAGUUCCACAAUUGGCCUUAUAAUUUAUCUCGCUUGCCUGCUUCCAACAGUAUCUCUUCUCGUCUAGAGUUUCAUUGUUUUGGCUGUAAACAGAAUAAAGUUGAACCAACUAAGGGGCAGGAGGGGUAGUUGUGUUGUUCACCGUGGAAGUCUGUGUCAUGCUCAGCUCACCAAGGCAGUGUGCCCUGAUUUGUACUAGGUGCGUGUGCCACUGCGACUUGCAUGAUCCCUGUCUCCUUCUCCCCUCUUCAAAGACGCUGUUUCAAUUUAAUGCUGCCAUCUUCCUCUUGCACUGCCUUCUGCACUAACACCUCCAUUCCUGUUUAUAACCAUGUAUUUAUUACUUAAUGUACAUAAUGUAAUGUUUUGUAAGUUAUUAAUUUAUAUAUCUAACAUUGCCUGCCAAUGGUGGUGUUAAAUUUGUGUAGAAAACUCUGCGUAAGAGUUCAGAAUUUUUCUUGUAAGAUUUUGUAUUGUGUAUUAUAUAUAUAUAACCCAAACGCUGCUUCAGAGAGAUGCCCUGCUCAGCAGUAAUGACUGGGGGUUUUGUCCAGAGUCUGCCUUUUCCCUGUCUAAGUUGCUAAUGAUGCACAACCCCUUUAUGAACCGAUUUUGCAAACAGGAUUCUCACAUUAGAUACUAAAUGGUUUAUACUGAGCUUUUACUUUUAUAUAGUUUGAUAGGGACAGUGGGCAAUGGGACAUAGUUUAUACCCAUGUUCCAUCCAAAUCUGUAGACGCAAGAGUUGGGUUCUAACCGGGUUCUAUUAUAAUUGUGACUUCGGUUCAAAAAGAAACACUACAUUUGCUCACAGAAAAUUUUACUGCGAGUUUGCAAACUACUGACUGAAGAGCUAGCCUCCUGCCUGCCGUGACCCAAGGAUGUCAUGUUCCCAUUCAUUAUAAAACAAUAAAGCAAUGUGAAUUUUUAUGAUAAAAUGUGAACUGAUGUAGUAUCUUAAGCAAAUGUGAAGCUUCUUCUGAUAACACUCAUUAGGCCUCUUCCUGGUGUCAGUUUCAGUUUGUAACAUAUGUUUCAUGCUUCAGUUCAGCAUUGUGACUCAAUAGAUAACGAAAGUAGCACAAUUGGGCAUGACCAAUAGGUUUGUGUGUCUAUGAACACUGCAUUGUUUCAGGUGGACAUUUUAUUUUCUCAAUG
Messenger RNA from Ochotona princeps (American pika), 3879 nucleotides. RefSeq names its product cAMP-specific 3',5'-cyclic phosphodiesterase 4B. The record is from RefSeq and is a predicted model, not a curated record. Gene Ontology annotation, cellular component: nucleus; cytosol; perinuclear region of cytoplasm. Lineage: Eukaryota; Metazoa; Chordata; Mammalia; Lagomorpha; Ochotonidae. Gene Ontology annotation, biological process: signal transduction. Bases 364 to 2058 code for a protein of 564 amino acids. The transcript is spliced from 10 exons. Gene Ontology annotation, molecular function: 3',5'-cyclic-AMP phosphodiesterase activity; transmembrane transporter binding.